GCUCACCUUUCCCCCCCCCCCUCUCUUAAUUUAAAUUAUUUUUCUGAGGAUUUUACUUUAAGGUUUACUUUCUUUCUACACUUGAUGUAAAUUGGCUGGGCCCAGAUCAGUUUCAUCAAAGAUUUUUCUGGUAGCUAGUAUAUGAAAUAUAAAUAUACACAUGAGGAAUAAUUUAUUAUAGAAAAGUGCUUCUCCAUUCAGUUUUUUUCUGGUAAGUUUAUCUUGUUUAAAUCACCUUGAGUAAGCUGCCAUAUUUUUUACAGCAUAAAAAUAAUAUAAGUAAUUUGAUAGAUUCUUUCUCCUAAUUCCUGCAACUAUAUUUGCGUCUUUUAAGUGCCCUUCCUAUUAUAACUUUAUUAUAGGUAUUUAUAUUGAAUAUAGAUUAUAAUUAUUUGUACUACAAGCAAAUAAAUCUUAAGGCCUAUAUUGCAGAAUAUAGUUCCUUAAAAUUGUUUUUACUUUUUACCAAAUAAAGGAAGCAAAAUCCUACAAGAUAAGAUAAUGACAUUUAAGCAGAAAUUAAUUUAAAAGUCAGCUAACUGGAAUUUUUUUUUUUUAACUUUUAUCUUCUAAUAAGCACUAAAUCCUAUCACCUUAUAAUUACCAAAAUAAUAAUUGUUUGGAUUCCUCCUUGGAUCAAGUUAAAAUGAGAAAGGUGUCAUAUUUGUUCUUACAAUAACUUUUUAUGAGUGUGCAUGAACCAUUUCUGCAAUUUUUUUUCCUGCUAGAAUAAUCCCUAUAAAUGAGUUUGGAAACGUUUUAAAUUUUUUAAUUUCAAAUGUAUCGGGUGAGUAUUUAGUCAUCAGUCAACAGCCAUCUGUUGGAUCAUAACAAAAUUCUGCAUCACCUGUUUUGUGGUACAUUAAACAGCAGAAGGUUGAAAAGUUAUUUUGAAAUCAUUUGUAAGCGUGAGUGGAAACUGAGGAAACACUUGAACAAUCAAUUUGACAUUGAUAAAAGAUUAUUACAAACAUAGUUCUUAUAAGUUCAUACUAAAGUGAAACCAAUGUUGAAUGAGGUUAAGAACUGUGUAAGAAAAGCCUCUGGAGUGCUAUUGGUUUCUUAUCUUCCCCCAACUAAAUGUUUAAAAAAACUAAUCAAUCUUUAGAUAAACCAUACAACUUCAGUCAAUCAAAGACACAGUUCAAGAUUUCAUGCUGUAUUUUUGAAUAAAAGGUGAUGCUCAGACAAAGCCAGCAUAGGAACACAGAUCCCUUAAAACAUAAUAUGGUUAUUAAAUGUACUUUUAUAGUUUUUAGUUCCAGCCUGAUCUAGAUGCUUGAAUUCUAAUAAACAAUUUUUAAGAAUUAAAAAUUUGAUUCCAUUGAAAUCCCAGCACCACUAUAAGUAUUUAUCAUAUUCUGAGAUGAAUAAUUUUCCAUGUGGUUCAAUUGGCAUUAAGAAUGUAGACAGGGAUGUAUCUGAUUUGGAAUCGGAUCUCAUACAUUUUAUAAGUAUUUACAUAGCUACUAAAUUCCAUCUCUUCCCAAAGUUUUUAUUAGCUACUAUUGCCAUCAUGUGUAAAAAAAAAAUCAUAUGGCAUUUUAUCACAUACUAACUCUAGCCUGGUCCUCACUUGCAACAAAAUGAGAUAACAGUGAAUUGAACUGCAGGUGAAGGAAUUUCUGGUUUUUAAUUCUAUUCCAAAUUAAAUGAAGUUGGUUACAGUAUAAUUUUUAUGGAAUACUACCUUUUUAAUACAGAGAAGUAUUGAAAAUAGAUUAUUUCUAAUCUGGGAUGUAAUCUCAUGCUGUAUGCCUAGAGUAAUUAAAAGCAUUUCUAAGUAGAUUAUAUUAGAAUUAAAUGUUUAAAGUAGGCAAAUUUCACAUUUCUAAUUGGCUCUGAGGGUUGAGCUGUAUAAUGCAGGGUUGUCAAACUGUCGGUCCACAGGCCGGGCACGUCAUUGCCGGCAAUGGUGAAAAGGCUCCGAUACGUUGUGCGAUGUCACGUGACAUCACGAGUUUGACAUGUUUGAUAUAAUGCAAGGUAAUAAUAAGAAAUUCCAAGAGAAAUUUUUUUCUCUCUAGUCUCAAAAAUAAAACAUUGCAGUGGCAGUUUUAGAGUAUUGUCUUACAUAGGUGUCAUUAACUGUCUUAGCACCUCUACAGCUACUGAUGUUUGAAACGAAAAGGAACUUGGAUUGCCAGCUGACAUAUAAACUAGCUUGAUAUGCAGAAUUUUUUAAAUCACAUUCAGGUGAUGUUAACUUGAUUCCUGCAGGUAAGCUGCUCUUCCAAUACACUGCAGAAAAAGUUAAUACAAAGUUGAAAAUACAGCAUUAUCACUAACAUUUGUGCAUAAAUUAGAUACCAUAAAUCCGAUUUUCAGUCUGACUCAAUUGGGAAUUCUAUAUUACUGUCAAGUAAACCUUCUGUCUCCCAGUAUCAGUCUUUCCAAUGUACUGGGACUGCUUUAACAAAUUUGGAAGGGUGAUAUCCAAUAAAAUGAUACGUGUAUUUACAUUAUUUCCAUGCUGCCCCAGAUACAGACUCUGAGUGACUCACUAUAAAAAUAGAGAAACACAUAAAGCAGCAUUUCAGCAUAAAAUCCAAUAAAGUUAAAAUUACAACAACUGCAUAAAUAUAUUGUAGAUGUUGAGAAAUGCCCAAGCAGGAAGGACUUACGCUGGGGGUUAGCCUUGAAUUGUUGCAGAGCCACAAAAGAACCAGAACUGACACCACUACCCUCCUCCCAGGCUCCGUAGAACUUUAUCUAUCAGUUCCCAAGAGAAGGCAAGCAAUCUGGGAAGAUUCCUGUAUAAUAGGCAGAAUGUAAUAAAGUAGUUAGCUUGAACUCUACAUGUGUGGACCUAGCUGCUUGUGCCUGACAGACAUUGUGUCUUAACAACCUACACUUUGUAAAUCUGGCAGAGAAGGAUCCCAUUCCUCAAAAAAUGGUUCAAUUAUGCUUCACCCCAAGCCAAUAGAUGACCUUUCAUAGUUGUUUCCUAUAAUGUUAACUGGAAAAGAGACAAACCCUGCGGUAUCUUAGACGGGUGGUCAGGUACUUAACCUCUCGUUCCUCCAGCAUUCCUGAUAAGGCCCCAUUUUGUUAGGAAGAAAUAGCACCAUUUUGUUUUAAAAGCAAAUAUAUAUAUAUCAGGGGUGUCAAACUGGUGGCCUGCAGGCUGGAUGUGUCAUGCGCAGGCCACGCUCACCCCGGCUCCGCAAAGGUAAAAAAACGUAUUUCAUGAUACGUCACGUGACGCAAUCAAGUUUUACACCCGUGAUAUAUAUUAUUAAACAUUGUCCAACACUGCUAGUUCAACUGAUGAUUUCAGGAAGAAGUGCAUCACAACUUCCUUACAGGUUGUUGGUAUGACUCCCCUUUUUCUAAGCAUUUACUACUCCUAAAAUGCAGUUGCCUGUUCUUUUCUCUGGUAUCUUCAAUAAACUCCCAAGGAGGCUGAGCUAACACAAUGUAAAGCUGUCCAUUUCCUUGGCUUCAACAGGUUCAAAAGAGUGCCAGGUGACUUCACAAGAGAUUGCCUCAGUCACUUCAUUGUUUUCUGCCCGUGAUGUAUCCAAUUUACAUGAGCAAUUUUAUCCAGAAAAUGCCUAGCAAACAAGUCACAGUGGCUUGUAGAUCUGCUGGUAGAUUCAAAGAUACUGUAAGAAUAUUACUUUGUUUCAUUCUAAUCCCUUCCACUCCAAGUGUCAAUGUUUUUUAUUUCUGCUUAGUUCCCUUUUCAUUUUUUCCUUUACGCUUCCAUGUUUCAUAUAUUCCUAUGUUCAUUUCUGCACAUUCUGUUCCCCCAAGAAAACAGAAAUAGCAAUGAAGUAUCCAUAAAUUAUCUAGCUUCUCACAGCCUCUUGCAUUCUGAAAAUAAUGUUCUUUGGGCUCACAUUUUCAGAAAAAGCUGAUUGCAGUUCAGCCAUUGGAAUAAAUGCUGUCUUAAGGAAAUGGCAUACUUUUUUUUUCUUUCACAUUAUAGAGUAAGAUACACCAUGCUAGGAUGGGGUUUUAGGAUGACUGUCAAGUCACUGGCAGGUGACUUGACACAGAGAACAGCGGAAAUACUUAGCUAGAAUAAUGAAAAUUGACAAGCAGCAGUUCUUCAGCUAUUCCUCUUUCUUCCCCCAAUCCUUGGUUGCCAAGAAACAGCCUGCUUUCUUCUCUCUCUCUCUCAAACCGUUCUUGAUUUAUCUCUGUCAUGGUCUCCCAAAAGUAGUUUCUUAGCUAAAAAAUCUCCCAGUGGUUGCAACUUCCCUUGUAAGGUAGAUAGAACAAUCUCCUGGUUGUUUUGACUGUUCCUUUUUGCAUUUUUAUCAGUCAUAUAGCAUUCCUUUUUAAAAAAAAUCCAGUUGUCAAAACUGAAACAAAAUACUGUACGUAAAAGGCUUGUUUCUAGCUCUAUCUAGUGGUCAUCCCACUAGAAAUAAUUCUAGUGAAUAAUGUUUUUUCUGUUAAUUGAUUGAGGAAAAGCUUUUUCGUUUUCAAGCUCUGAAAGUUCAGCUCCAACUUCCUUCAUUUUGCGUUUGCCACUGUACAACAACUCGUUGAAGAAAGGCUCCAUUUGCCCUCUCUGAUGUAUUUAUAUAAAGGCAGCGUAGAGGGAAGGAGAUUGGUUGCUCAGGCUUGCUUUCUGACCUUGGGGGUUACCAAGUCUGACAUUCCUGUGAGAUCACAUGACAAGGAUUGGCGGGCACAGCUGUCCCCAAUGGAAGGGAGGGGCUCGGGAGGGGCCAUUCCGAUUGAAUUUCACUCCAGCCACUUAGGCUCUUUCCUUCUUUCCUGGCUGUGCUUUUCUUGUCUUCCACUUUCUUUGUGACUUGGGUUGUAGAAAAGCUCUGAUAGGAUAGCAGCACCGAGGAUGCUAUUCUAGACGAUCAGGGUGGUUGCUUCAACAUUUGGGUGGGCCUUUCUUCCCAUCUCCGAUGGACAUUCCUCCAGGCUGAGCCAUCUGAGAUCCUGGUGGGCCCCCUGCUUUGGCACCAAGCAGUCCAUCCUCUUGUUUGAGCACCAACUUCACUGUCACCGUUUCUUUUAGCCCAUCUAUACAGCCACUCUGACAGGUCUGCUGCUCUUCCGACAAGUUGGUAUAUGCAGCUCCAGAGCACGAAGGCAAUGGGACAGGACCAGACAAAGCAGCAGAUAGAAAAAGGACUCCAGCUGUAUCAGUCCAGUCAGACAGAAAAGGCCCUUCAAGUCUGGCUGCGGGUUUUGGAAAAGAGCACAGAUCCAGCUGGCAGGUUUCGAGUCCUCGGUUGCCUCAUCACUGCUCACUCGGAGAUGGGCAGGUACAAAGAUAUGUUAAAGUUUGCAGUCAUGCAGAUUGACACUGCCCGAGAACUGGAGGAUCCUGACUACCUUACUGAGAGCUACCUGAAUUUGGCACGGAGCAACGAGAAGCUCUGUGAAUUCCCCAAAACUAUCUCCUAUUGUAAGACUUGCCUGAACAUGCGAGGUACAACACUGGGCCUGCAACUGAAUGGCCAAGUCAACCUCAGCAUGGGCAAUGCCUACUUUGGCCUCAGUGUCUUCCAAAAAGCUCUGGAGUGUUUUGAGAAAGCUCUACGGUACGCACACAACAAUGAUGACAAGAUGCUGGAGUGUCGCGUCUGUUGCAGUCUAGGAAAUUUCUACACACACCUCAAAGACCAUGAAAAAGCUCUGUUUUUCCCAUGCAAGGCAGCAGAGCUGGUGAAUGAUUAUGGAAAAGGCUGGAGUUUGAAGUACCGAGCCAUGAGCCAGUUCUACAUGGCUGUAGCCUAUCGGAAGCUGGGGCGCUUGCCAGAUGCUAUGGAAUGCUGUGAGGAGUCAAUGAAGAUUGCCCUUCAGCAUGGAGAUCGUCCUUUGCAAGCACAGUGCCUGCUUUGCUUUGCUGAUAUCCAUCGCAGCCGUGAAGAUGUACAGGCAGCUUUUCCCCGCUAUGAUUCCUCCAUGAGCAUCAUGACUGAGAUUGGAAACCGUCUGGGACAAGUUCAGGUGUUGCUUGGUGUAGCCAAGUGCUGGCUGAUUCAAAAGGACCUCGACAAGGCAUUAGAAAAUAUCGAGAGGGCUCAUGAGCUGGCAGAGGGACUAGGAAACAAACUCUGCCUGCUGAAAGUUCAUUGCCUGUGUGAAGGGAUCUAUCGCACAAAGGGUCAGCAGAGGGAACUUCGUAAUCAUGUGGUGAAGUUCCAUGAAUGUGUUGAAGAAAUGGAACUCUACUGUGGCAUGUGUGGUGAAUCCAUUGGUGACAGAAACCACCAGCUCCAGGCAUUGCCCUGCUCCCAUGUCUUCCAUUUAAAGUGCCUGCAGACUAACGGAACACGAGGUUGCCCCAACUGCCGGCGUUCAUCAGUUAAACCAGGGUUUGUGUGAACUGCUGAUGAAUUGAUGACUUAAGAAAAUUCAUCCAUUAGGUGUGAAAAGACAGAGCACUGGAGCAGUUCUGUUACAGGAUCUAGAGAUGAAACCCAUCAUAUAGAUACAAAAUCUCCUGCAGGAUUGAUGGAAAAUGCACACCUAGAUCUUUGUCAUCUCCUUUCACACAUCUGAGUUGUGAACCUCUUCCAGGAAUUCUGUAUCAUCUCCUCUUUCAAAGCCAGCUAGAAUAAGCCACCUUUGCUCCUUCAACAACUUGUUAGCUUGAUCUUCCACAAUCUCAAUUUGAUUUUGAUUUUAAUUUUAAUUUUCUGCUUCUUUUGCUAGCUUCCUUCAGGGCCAACUCUGACACUCAUACUUCACUUCAGAGGUUGUGGGAGCUUCAUCAUUGGAAGCUUUUAAGAAGAGAUUGGAUUGCCAUCUGUCAGAAAUGGUGUAGGGUCUCCUACUUGGGCGGAAGGUUGGACUAGAUGACCUACAAGGUCCCUUCCAACUAUUCUAUUCUAAUCUAUUUCUUUUCUAUUCUAUUCUAUUCAUUCCUCAUGGGAAGCAUACUGAUCCUACCUACAUAAUGCUUCUUGAACUGGCACAGUAUUACUUUCUUGUAGGUAUAGUGACAGCUACUCUUUUCCAGACAUUGCUUGAAGUUACUUCGACUUAACAUUCUGACUGAUAUUUUUCGUAAUUUAUAUUGGUACCUAACAGCUGUUUAUGGUUUAAAACAACUAAGCCAUUCAUAAUGCGUCUUUUUCCAUUUCCAAAGAACUUUUCUCAACUUGAUGCUUUUCAAAUGAUUUCCAGAAUUUUUAGGUAACAAAUUUUGCGAUUCAAAGUCCAAUUGUCUGGAAGGAGUCAGAUUGGUUAACUAAUAUGUCAGAGUUAAGAGACUGCCUCUCAGCAAUGUAAUUAUUUCAGUAUGUCUCUGUUUUCAUUGUACAGCUGUAUCCUUCAGGUUCUUCUUGAAGUAUCUGAUAUCUUUAGUUUGCUUACAUUCUCACAGAACAUUCAAUUUCUGCAUGGGACUAGGGGGGGGAAGCCUUACAAUGUCCCAGGGAAUGUUUCUUGCCUUGUAUUCCUUUGCCAUCAUCUUGUAAUGUUAUAUGGGCAGUGAUUGGUCCAAUCAUGGAAUUGUCAGCAAUGUAUUUAUACUUUCUGUAAACUGUUUAUACUGGAAUAAAUAAAAUCGCAGCCUGUAAGUCA
This is a messenger RNA of Crotalus tigris (Tiger rattlesnake), 7509 nucleotides long. RefSeq names its product receptor associated protein of the synapse (gene RAPSN). Lineage: Eukaryota; Metazoa; Chordata; Lepidosauria; Squamata; Viperidae. Bases 5044 to 6306 code for a protein of 420 amino acids. The transcript is spliced from 8 exons. Gene Ontology annotation, cellular component: synapse. Gene Ontology annotation, biological process: chemical synaptic transmission. Gene Ontology annotation, molecular function: protein-membrane adaptor activity; acetylcholine receptor binding. The record is from RefSeq and is a predicted model, not a curated record.